Acanthosepion pharaonis is the source of this 1155-nucleotide messenger RNA. Lineage: Eukaryota; Metazoa; Mollusca; Cephalopoda; Sepiida; Sepiidae. The record is from the annotation of a GenBank genome assembly.
AUGGAGUCCACAACACUACACCAAACUUCCCAGUCCUUCAUUGCUGUCUCCAAGUUCUGCCUCCCAAUGUCUGCAUCCCUUAAGUUCCAAGGAAAGAGGCAGACGAGUUCACUAGUCGGACAGAGACCAGCAGAUUUAUUUAUCCACAAAAGCAUGUCACCAAAAGUAGGAAUCAAUGGAUUUGGCCGUAUUGGGCGUAUUGUGUUUAGGGCUGCCAUAGAAAAGGGUGUUGAGAUUGUGGCCAUCAAUGAUCCUUUCAUUAAUCUUGAGUAUAUGGUUUACAUGCUGAAAUAUGACAGCACCCAUGGUAAAUUCAAGGGCACUGUGAGCAAAGAUGACAGUCACCUUAUUGUUAAUGGCAAGUCAGUCACUGUAUUCCAGGAGAGAGAUCCUGGCAACAUCAAAUGGGGAUCUGCUGGGGCUGAAUAUGUUGUAGAAAGUACUGGUGUGUUCACUACCUUGGAAGCUGCAUCUGUUCAUUUGAAGUCUGGAGCCAAGAAAGUUGUCAUUUCUGCUCCUUCCAAAGAUGCUCCCAUGUUUGUGAUGGGUGUGAACAAUGACAAAUACACUAGUGACCUUAAUGUUGUCAGCAAUGCCUCUUGCACCACCAACUGCCUGGCCCCUCUUGCCAAAGUGAUAAAUGAUGAAUUUGGUAUUGAAGAGGCCCUUAUGACUACUGUGCACUCUUACACUGCUACCCAGAAAGUUGUGGAUGGUCCAUCUAGCAAGGACUGGAGAGGUGGUCGUGGAGCUGCUCAGAAUAUCAUUCCCAGCUCCACUGGUGCUGCCAAGGCAGUUGGGAAAGUAAUUCCUGAAUUGAAUGGUAAAAUGACAGGCAUGGCCUUCAGAGUACCCACUCCUAAUGUCUCUGUUGUUGAUGUCACUUGCCGUCUUACUAAAGGUGCUUCUUACGAAAAGAUCAAAGAAGUAGUAAAAUCAGCAUCUGAAAAUGCCCUGAAGGGUAUUUUGGGUUAUACUGAAGAUGAUGUUGUUUCAUCUGACUUUAUUGGAGACACUCACAGUAGCAUCUUUGAUGCUAAGGCUGGCAUUAGCCUUACUGACAACUUUGUAAAGCUUGUCUCAUGGUAUGACAAUGAAAUGGGCUAUUCCAACCGUGUACUUGACUUGAUUCUCUACAUGAACAAAAUUGGUUAA